Molecule: messenger RNA, 2770 nt
Organism: Lemur catta (Ring-tailed lemur)
Lineage: Eukaryota; Metazoa; Chordata; Mammalia; Primates; Lemuridae
Gene: FAM228B
Product: family with sequence similarity 228 member B
Exons: 19
Coding region: 502-2667 (721 amino acids)
Source: RefSeq, a predicted model, not a curated record
CAGCCCCGGCCCGCCGCGGGUCGCGGGGCCCUGUGAGGUACUCACUCACUCCGGGCCCGGCUCCCCUCCUCUGCUGCAGGCGGCGCUGCGCGGUCCUGGCUCUGCGGGUGCCGGCGGCAGAACCCCAGAGCCCUGGGACGGCCUCGGCCACCGCCCGCACGCACGGCUGGACGCCGGGCAGCUGAGGGGUGGGGCCGAGCAGAACCAGCGCUUCCUCCUCCCCCCUUUAAAAGGCAAAUGUGGUGGCAGGCAAGUCAGCUGUUCCUGCCCCUUUAGCCUCUGGAAGCUAGGACUUCUCUCAGCGUGGCAGAAAGUGCUACUCCGGCUCUCACUGCAAGGGGAGAAAACUUUCCUCCCUCGGGAGCCAGCCCCGGGCUCCUGGCAGGGCGCGGUCCGCCUUCCAGCCCGCGCGCGGCACGCCCGGCAUCCCGCCCUCCCUGCGGGCAUCGCCGUGCGCGCGGCUGGCGAGCAGGUGCUGCUGAGAGGGGAGACACAAGGGCGAUGGGAAAAGGAAGGGCUCUGUUAUUUGUGACCACAACGAAAAAUGCAGACGGUGAUGAUCUGGUAAAUGGCACACUGCCCAUGCUCAAGAGCUCGAAAGAAUGGUUGGAACCACAGCGGCUUUCUUUUAUGGAGAACUUCGCUAAAGAAGAUACUGAUGCAGCUAUUCAAUCAAUAUUAUACAGAGAACAUUAUGUAAUCAAGGAACUAGAUAAGUAUUUACAACAUCAUGACUUCUUAAAUGCAAGAAGAAAAGAGAUAUUACAUAAAAGAUGGGUUGACCAUGUGGCAGAUCCUCUCCAGAAGAAAAUUAUAGAAAAAGUUUGUUCACAUAAGAAGAUUAAAAAAAGGAGACAAGAGGAAUUAGAAGAUUUUUUAAAACAUGUAAAUAAAAAGGGAAAUGCAUUUAUAGAACAUUAUGAUCCAAAAGAGUAUGAUCCUUUUUAUAUGAGCAAAAAGGAUCCUAAUUUUCUGAAGGUUAUCAUCCCACCAUUUCGUGACCCUUUGAAAAAAGCACAGUAUGACAAGGAUGAUGAAAAAAGAACUCUUCUUCAGUGUGAGACUGGCAAAAUAUAUACAAUGAAAGAAUUUAAAGAGGUUGAGAAGGCCCAGCUGCAUUCAAGAUUCCCAAGAAUUUCUAAUUCCAGGCACUUUAUUACUCCAAAUGAGUGGCUUAAACUACCUACAACAUACAUAGAAAGUGAAUUUUGUAAAAGGAGCAGGUUAAAAGUGAAAGUGAAUUUUAACAAUACUAGUUUUGAUUUGAAAUGCUUGGCAAGAGCUCCUCAUCUUCUGGAAUCCCAGGAAGAAGAAACAGCCGUUAUUUACAAAAACAAAGGGUCAUCCUUUCUGGAAAAAGAACCUCUAUGUUAUCAGGAGGGAAAUAAUCCAAGUCCCAAAGAAACCAACUGUGAAGGGCACUGUUCUUCCUUGAACCUCAGCCAGGAGGCAGAAUGGGAUGAAGAUCAGGAUGUGUUGGAUUCUUCAAAUCAGAACCCAACAAGGUCCAUCUGUUGCAACUGUAGCGUCCAAUGGGAAGUAUCAAAAAGUGGCCAGCUACUUCGCUCAAAAUCAUUCCUCUUUAAAUUCUCGCCCUCAAUCUUACAAGCAAACGGGCUUCUACCUAUGGCUGCCACGAAGACUGCGAACUCUGAGGGACACUUCGGGCCAGAAAAAUUAAAAGAAUGGCCGGAGCCCGAGUCAGUUUCUUUAAUGGAGGUAUUGGCUAGAAAAAACAUUGAUGAAGCUGUACAUGCAAUAUUAUUUAGAGAAAAUUAUGUUGUGAAGAGAUUGGAUAAAUAUUUUCAGCAUCUGGAUACUUUUAAGGAAAGAAGAAAAGAGAUGUUGUAUAAAAAACGGGUGGUAAAUGUUGCAGAGCCUCUUCAGCAGAGAAUUAUAGAAAAAGUAAUUUCGUAUAGAGGGCCUGAAAAAAUGAAACAAGAGAAUUUUGAAUGUUAUUUAAAGCACACAAGUAAAACGGAAAUCGCAUCUGGAGAACAUUAUGAUCCUGAAGUAUGUGAUCCUUUUUACAUGAAGAAAAAGAACCCAAACUGUGGAAAGGUUACAGUGUCACCACUUUGUGAUCCUCUGUUUCAAAGACAGCAAGAGGUGGAUGAAGAGAAGAGAGCUAGUCUUCAGUAUGUGACAGGAAAACGAUAUUCCACAAAAGAACUUAAAGAAAUAGAGAAGGCCAGGCUGCCUGCCCGACUACCCCAGUUCAGUUUCACUCUACACAGCGAGAUUCCAAGAGAGUGGCAUAAAGCCUCCGUGAGACCCAGAAGUAAAACCCCCAGUAAAUGCAGUCCUGAAAAGCUCAUCUGUGCGGAAAAGAACCAAAAGAGAAAAGAGAAAGAGAGAAAGACUACUGACCUAAGUCAGGCUGCUUUUGAGAGGCAGUUCCACUCCUCAAAGCUGAGUCCGGACAAAGGGGAUGGAAAGAAGGUUAGCCCUAUGUGGACUUCAAAGAUCUGCAAAGCCUCUGACAGUUGCAGAAAACAGAGAGAGGUUUUAGGAACCGGGCAGCAGAGACCCCGCUCCUGGGCACCCGGGGACAGCCGACGAAGAUGGGGGCCCCAGCCUGUGGAAAGAAGAGCAAUGACAGCAGAGGUUCUGGGGAGGCACCUGGCCUCCCUGCAGAGGGCGGCUGAGCAAGGCCACAGUUUGUAAUAACGCUUGGUUUACUUGAGUUUGCAGUGUCUGUGUAACAUUUGGAUACUGCAAAUGUGUUUUCUCUCCCCAGAGUGGAAAUAAAUUGCAAGACAUACCCACA